AGCCCGUGGUUGCCUACACUUGACAAAUCCUAUACGAUUUAAGGCGUGAAAUGCGUUGUGUAAGGAAAUAAUUGUCUCGUGAUAAGGUCUGUCCAAGGGCUCUAUUUAUGCAAUGCAGGCCCAUACAGUACUGGGCGUUGCAGUUGAACGGAAAGUUUGAGUCCCACCCACCUUUGGCUAAAUACACAUUCUGUCGUCUUCUUCCUGAAGAGUUCGUUUCAGGAAGACACGCAACAGCAACAACGCGGUAAAAAAAUGAGUUAUCCAGGAUAUCCUCCUCAGCCUGGCUACCCUCAAGCGGGUGGAUACCCACCCCAGGCUGGGGGCUAUCCUCCCCAGCCAGGCGCCUACCCACCCCAGGCCGGAGGUUAUCCUCCCCAGCCAGGUGGCUACCCUCCUCAGGCAGGAGGGUAUCCACCUCAGCCUGGCGCUUACCCUCCACAGCCCGGCGCAUAUCCCUCCAUGCCUCCAUCAGGAGGGUGGGGUGUUCCCUCUAUCGGGCUUGACAAUGUGUCAAACCCUGGAUUUAAUGCUCCCGGCAUGCCAGGAAUGGCCAACCAGACCAUGGGAGGUGGGUAUCCUACCCCGCAGCCAGGGGGCUUUGGUGCCCCUCCCCCUAACCAACAGCCCUAUGGCCUGUACCCCCAGCCAGGACAAGGUAUGCCAGGACAAGGUAUGCCUCAAGGCCCUGGGAUGGGCUACCCAGGUGGACCACCGGCAGGCCAGCCAAUGCCAGGUUAUCCUGGUGUACCCGGCAUGAACCCUUCCAUGCCCGGAUACCCCAAAGCACCAUCGCCAAACCCGUCCAUGCCAGCCUACCCCAAAGUGCCUUCACCCAAUCCGUCCAUGCCAGGCUAUGGAGGAGGUGCUCCUGUCGCUCCUGCCGUCAAUAGAGGAUUCAGGGGGACCAUCCAGGACUUUCCAGGGGCUGAUCCUUUGAAAGAUGUGGAGGUUCUAAGAAAAGCCAUGAAAGGUUUUGGGACCGACGAGGCUGCCAUUAUUAAUCUACUUGGCAGUCGCUCAACCAGGCAGCGUGUUCCUCUCCUGGUAACAUUCAAGACGGCCUAUGGAAAGGAUCUGAUUAAAGACCUGAAGUCUGAGCUCUCAGGGAACUUUGAGAAGCUUGUGUUGACCAUGAUGAAAACUCCUGCCCAGUUGGAUGCGUCCGAGCUUCAUGAUGCCAUUAAGGGAGCUGGAACUGAUGAGGCCUGCCUGAUCGAGAUUCUGUCCUCUCGAUCCAAUGCAGAGAUUCGAGAAAUCAAUCAGGUCUACAAAACAGAGUACAAGAAGAAACUGGAGGAUGCCAUUAGUGGAGAUACCUCAGGUCAUUUCCGUAGACUCCUGAUCUCUCUUGCUCAGGGCAACCGUGAUGAAAGGGAAAAUGUGGACAUAUCUCUGGCUAAGCAAGAUGCACAGAGUCUCUAUGCUGCUGGAGAAAACAAGCUGGGCACAGAUGAAUCCAAAUUCAACGCCAUUCUGUGUGCUCGGAGCAAACCUCACCUCAGAGCAGUAUUUCAUGAGUACCAGCAGAUGUGUGGCAGGGACAUUGAGAAGAGCAUUGACAGAGAGAUGUCUGGUGACCUUGAGAGUGGCAUGCUGGCUGUUGUAAAGUGCAUCAAGAACACACCUGGGUACUUUGCUGAGAGGCUGUACAAGGCUAUGAAGGGCGCUGGGACCAAAGACCGGACUCUGAUUCGUAUCAUGGUGACCCGCUCCGAGGUGGACAUGCUGGAUAUCCGACAGGAAUACAUGAGGAAUUAUGGGAAGUCUCUCUACAACGCCAUCUCUGGUGACACUUCAGGAGACUACAAGAAACUUUUGAUGAAGCUGUGUGGAGGGAGUGACUAGGUGAAUGGGCAGCAGGCUUUGAUACAUGACGGAGGAUGAUAUGACUGCAUUUUAUUUGCUUAAAACAUAUAUUUGUACCAUUUUAUUGCAUGUUGCAUUCUGCUGCAUACAAGCACCUUUCAGCGCAAAAUAUUUACACAUCUCUUUUACUAUUUUUAUAAACUUUUUUUAUUUUCAAAAUAUUUUUUCAUAUCGUUUUGAUUUGCCAUCAAUGCAAAUUUGUUUUGAGGUGUUCAGACUCAAUGUUUGAGCCUUUCCGUUUACAGUACACAUACACGUAUAUAUUUAUUUUUAUAUAUGGUUACUAGAGCCUUACCACGUGCUAUACAACAAUCAAGCACUGCACUGGUGUACAAUCCUUUUAAAGGUGUAUAGUGCUACUGAUUAUAAAAAUGUUCUUUUUGUGCCAAUUUAAGUGCCAAUCUAUUUCAUUUGCUUUAUGUUUAUCUGAUUAUGUGAUAUAGUUUUAACCAUUUAUCAUAUUUACCUGUGUUUAUAGUUCACACUAUCAGCCAAUGUUUUGAACAUGUAUUUCGAACAUUACAUAUCAUGAAAAAACACAUCUUUAAAAAUGGGCAGAUGAUUUUGUUGGGUGGCUGUGGACAGUCGAAAUUUGUUCUCCAAAGCACAUCACAACAGCAUGACUGUUUUAUGCAAAUAAAUGAUAAAAAAAAAUGGUAUUGACCACACCCAUCUAACAACUGCACCUCCGUUUAUUAAACAUUACUUUAUUGUGUCAGAAAAAAAACCUACAUUUCAUGUAGUUACCAGCGUCAAGCAAUCCAUGGCAUGUAUGACACCACUCAGUUGUGAGUUGAAUGCCCAGUGAAUCAUAGUCAGAUACUUAAAUCUAAAAGAAAAAUGAAGAAAAGGAAUGUGCUCCCAUGUUUAGCCCGUCCCCAUGUAUCCAUCUCAUAGCUGAAGAAAUAUAGCAAAAUCAAUGUGUAAACCUCAGUUAAUGAGAGGAGAAUGUCGGUAGAACCAGAAGAAAGAAAGCCUCUCAAACAGCUUUGGUUACUCCAAGCAGCAGGCUGUUGGGAAGCUCUUAAGGAACAUUCUCGUCUCCACAGUAAACGAGACGCUCACCUUUUGAGGUGUUGCCUUAAUGGUGACCCCAAAGCAUGGCUCCAGUGAGGACUCCCCACUGAGCUGAGGAUGAGUCACCUGGCCCCUUUCAUCCCGCCGUCACCCCCCCGUCACCCCCACAUCCUCUCGCCCGCUCUUGUUGCUGGAACUGCUGUAUUACACACAUUAAUUAGAGGGGAUGCUCUGUGUGACAGAGAAUGCAUCAGGUUGACACUGCGGGCUACGAGCCCAAGCCAUCUAUAUCUACGUUUCACCGUUUUUAUUUUGCCAUAUCUCUUUUUUUUGCUUUGAAUGCAUUCUUAUUUGUGUGUAGCAUGUUUUGUAUAAUUGCCAGUAGAGGGCAGCGAUGGCAUAACUUUAGUGAUGUUCAAGCUGUAUGCAAAAUGCAAGAGAAAGAAGUGGAUGAAGUUACAAUAAUAAAAAAAAAAAUUAAUCCCAAA
Sardina pilchardus (European sardine) is the source of this 3374-nucleotide messenger RNA. RefSeq names its product annexin A11a (gene anxa11a). Gene Ontology annotation, cellular component: cytoplasm. NCBI's taxonomy places the organism in Eukaryota, Metazoa, Chordata, Actinopteri, Clupeiformes, Clupeidae. Gene Ontology annotation, molecular function: calcium ion binding; calcium-dependent phospholipid binding. The record is from RefSeq and is a predicted model, not a curated record. Gene Ontology annotation, biological process: cytokinetic process; phagocytosis. The coding region runs from base 256 to 1848 and encodes 530 amino acids. The transcript has 16 exons.